This is a messenger RNA of Scedosporium apiospermum, 1659 nucleotides long. RefSeq lists its product as uncharacterized. Gene Ontology annotation, molecular function: transmembrane transporter activity. Gene Ontology annotation, biological process: transmembrane transport. The record is from RefSeq and is a predicted model, not a curated record. Bases 1 to 1659 code for a protein of 552 amino acids. The transcript is spliced from 2 exons. Lineage: Eukaryota; Fungi; Ascomycota; Sordariomycetes; Microascales; Microascaceae. Gene Ontology annotation, cellular component: membrane.
AUGACAAUAGGUACAGACAGCGAGCGGGCCCCGCUGCUAGGUCCGGGCAAUGAGAACCAUCGGAUCGACUUCGAUACCAGCACGUCGGAGUCCGAUACGGCAUCGACAGUGUUGCCGCCAGCAACAAGGCCCAUCUCCCCGGCCAAGCGUAUCCUCGUCCUCGUUCUUAGCUUCACGCUGCUCAUAACACUAGCAAUCGGCGGCUCCCUUCUCGAUGUGCCCAUCGCCGAAAUCCAAGAGGGAAACAUCUGCCGCCACAUUCACGGUCCCGACUUCGACCCGGGCAAGUGCAAGGACAAAGAUGUCCAGAGCGAGCUGUCCCUCAUUAGGGGGUGGGAUACCACCUUCACCCUAGUGCCAAGCCUCUUGACGAGCGUUCCCUACGGCGCCGUGGCUGACAGGUAUGGUCGCACGCUGGUCCUGGGAUUGAGUCUGCUCGGCGUUACCUUGAAAGCGGCGUCUGAUGCACUUGUGUGUGCCAUGCCUCAUGUAUUUCAACCCCGAACUAUCUGGUUGGGUAGUCUCUUUCAAUUCCUGGGCGGUGGCGGGACUGUCUCCUCCGCGAUGAUAUAUACUAUUGUUGCCGACAUAUCGACCGAAGAGCAGAGAGUAUCCACCUUCUUCUACAUCGGCGCUUCCCUCAUGGGAGGUGCCCUCAUCGCCAAUCCCAUCGUCUACAUCGCGAUGAAACGGGGGGCCUGGUUCGCCGCCAUCACCGGUCUCACUUGUCUAUUCGUAUCCACCGCCAUCGGUUUCCUCACGCCGGAAACCCUCGAUAAUGCCGCGGCCGUCAAAAUUUCUCCCGCCGAUCACCCAGCAAAUGGCUCUUCGCAGGCGGAUGACGCUCCCCCUUUACGGACGGGCGAUACGACAAGCCCGAGCUCAGCUAACCACCCUUCCUCUGCCCAACAUAACUCUACGAGCCAACCGCCAAGGCCGCUGAACACGAUCCUACCCCGCGCCGUCGCCGCCCUCACCCACACGGCCCACUCGGCCCGCUUCCUCUUCUGGGACCACAAACUCGUCGGCCUCCUCCUCAUCUCCCUAACCCUUGAGAUCUUCGGCCGGAGCUCCUUCCUACAGUUGAUGCAAUACGCCACCAAGCGCUACGGCAUGUCAUAUUCGGAAGCGGGCCUCCUUCAGUCAGUAACGGCCUUUACUACCCUCGUCCUCCUCCUUGUGAUCCUACCCGGCACAAGUCGGCUUCUACAUACGUUGCGUGUCUCGGAGCGGGAGAAGGAGCUCAGGCUCGCCCAAGUGAGCGCCGUGUUGAGCGCCGCAGGCACCAUACUUCAGGGCCUAGCCGAGACCAAGACCCUGCUGGUAGCGGGCAUCGUUGUGGCGGGCAUGGGCGGCGGGUAUACGUUUAUGAUUAGGAGCUUGAUGACGUCGUUGGUGGGCGGGCAUGAAAUCGGGGUAAUGUAUACGAGUAUAGCGUUCGUCGAUACCUUUGCCGUGUUGACUGCGGGUCCGAUGUUUGCGGGUUUGUUUAAUAUUGGGCUGGUCUGGGGCGAUGCGUGGGUUGGCUUGCCAUUUACUGUGGCUGGCUGGGUGCUGGUUGCUGCUGCGGUGUUGGUGCGUGUGAUUAGGAGCUCGAUGGUCGUUGGGGUGGGGAAGGUUGAUGAUGGGGAGAGCGAUGAGGGGGCAUCAGGGGAUUGA